UGUGUUCAGCUGCUGCAGCAACAGCAGUCACUUUCACCUGCGAGAAGCAGAAAGUCGGCCGAGCAGAGCAAAGAAAGACCCACUGACGCUCUGAAGUACAUAAACCACAAUGGCCUCCACCCUGUCGGUGCGCAGCCUCUCAGUGCAUCAGCCUUCCUUCUCCAGCGUCACGGUGAGAGACAGCGGGCGCAGCCUGCGCUCCAAGCCCCCCGUCUCCUCUCUGUCCACCGUCAGCACGCUGUCCCUGUCCCGCUCGGUGUCCAUGGGAAACGGCCUCAACAUGCUGAGCUCCAGCCUGUCCCUGAACGGCCUUGGGGCCAGCGAGAAGGAGACCAUGCAGGGCCUGAAUGACAGGCUGGCCAACUACCUGGACAAGGUACGGUCACUGGAGCGGUCCAACGCCGAGCUGGAGGUGAAGAUCAAGCACCUCAUGAUGGAGAGAACGCCAAAAGGCCACGACAUAGAGGGCAUGAUGGCCCAGGCACAUACCAUCGGGCAGGAGAUGAGAAAGAGGACGCUGGAGAAUGCCCGCAUCAUGCUGGAGAUUGACAACGCCAAACUGGCAGCUGAUGAUUUCAGGGUGAAAUGGGAAGCAGAGGCCUCCCUGUGCCAGUCGGUGGAGAGGGACUGUCAGGCUCUACGGAGAGCAAAGUCAGACCAUGACCAGAUCAUCGCCACUCUGAGAGGAGACCUGGACAGCCUGAAGGAGGAGAUGUACUACCUCAAGAAGAAUCACGACGAGGAGAAGAGCACCCUGAAGGCCCGACUGGCCACGGAGCAGGUGAGCGUGGAGGUGGAGGCAGCUCAGGGGCCCGACCUGGGGGCCAUCAUGGCUGAGCUGAGGGUCCAGUAUGAGGGCAUCGCGCGCAAGAACAAGGAGGACGCCGAAGCCUGGUACCUGAAGAAGUUGGAGGCUGUUCAGUGUGAGGUGAAAGAAAGCAAUGAGGCGCUGCGCUGCGCCCAAGGAGAACUCAGCGAGAGGAGGCGCUUCCUGCAAGCUCUGGAGGUGGAGCUGGACAAUCUACGCAAACAGGUCAGCGUGUUGGAGGGAAACCUGGGAGAGACCGGACACAAAUACACCGUGGAGAUGGACCGCCUCCAGGCUACCCUGACGCAGCUGGAGGACGAGCUGUCCCAGCUGCGUUUGGACAUGCAGCGCAACAAAACCGACUACGAGCAGCUUCUGCGCAUCAAGCAAAACCUGGAGAUGGAGAUCGCCACCUACAGGCGGCUGCUGGAAGGAGAGGAAAUGGUGAAAGAAACGCUUCCGCCUCCUAAAAAAGACCCCGAGGUCCGGACCAGGAAGAUCGUAAAAGUCGUCACGCAGACGAUGAUCAACGGCAAAGUGGUCGAGGAGUCCAGUGAGGUGGAGCAGAUUGAGGACAGCAAGAAAUGAGCCAAAAUAAAAAACUCUGCUGGGUUUUAUAAGCCAAAUAAUCCGACCUGCUUCUCUGAAAACUCUGGAAAUGAGAAUUAAAAUUUAGGUGGAAAGUUUUCA
Xiphophorus couchianus (Monterrey platyfish) is the source of this 1498-nucleotide messenger RNA. It is a transcript of the gene krt1-c5, whose product is annotated as keratin, type 1, gene c5. Gene Ontology annotation, molecular function: structural molecule activity. The transcript has 9 exons. Bases 110 to 1396 code for a protein of 428 amino acids. Lineage: Eukaryota; Metazoa; Chordata; Actinopteri; Cyprinodontiformes; Poeciliidae. Gene Ontology annotation, cellular component: cytoskeleton. The record is from RefSeq and is a predicted model, not a curated record.